Papilio polytes (common Mormon) is the source of this 2145-nucleotide messenger RNA. RefSeq lists its product as uncharacterized. Gene Ontology annotation, biological process: carbohydrate transport. The coding region runs from base 342 to 1745 and encodes 467 amino acids. The transcript has 8 exons. Lineage: Eukaryota; Metazoa; Arthropoda; Insecta; Lepidoptera; Papilionidae. Gene Ontology annotation, cellular component: membrane. The record is from RefSeq and is a predicted model, not a curated record. Gene Ontology annotation, molecular function: symporter activity.
UAUUUAACACUUAAAUCAAUUUAAUUCAACAAAAAAUGUUAUGGAAUCCUGUGUGGAAAGAAAGCAGGAUAUCGACAGGAAAUGUGUCAACUUGACAAUAUCAGUUGUCAACAUAAAAGAAUUGGAAUUGGUAUAGAUCGGCUUUAUUUCUUUGUUAAGUGAAAUAAAAUUUGGCUAUUAUGUGCCUGAAAAAUAAAUAUAACCAAAAGCUUUUUCUUUAAACAAAACUUAUGUAGUGAUUUUUAAUUCGAAUAACUGGAGUUAACAGAAAAAAGGCAUCAACAAAGCAGUUCUGUUUUUUUUUAGUAUUGGAACUGGCAAAUACAACUUUUUUAUUAAAAAUGGAUAAUGAGUUUUAUGACAGAUCAACAAGUUUACGCCUCCAAUUAGGUUAUGGAAUUGGUCAUGUUUUAAAUGAUGUGUGUGCCAGUUUGUGGUUUACAUAUUUUUUGGUAUUUUUCCACUUGGUUCUUGAAUUUACUUCCACUCAAGCAGGAAAUUUGAUGCUCAUUGGGCAAGUAGUUGAUGCUUUAGCUACUCCCUUCGUUGGCUAUCAUUCUGACCACACAGAUAAUUAUUUAAGUGCAAGAUAUGGCAAAAGGAAAUUGUGGCAUUUGUUUGGUACUGUUUGUGUCCUGUCAUCAUUUCCAUUUAUAUUUAUGGACUGCAUUGGAUGUUCGAUGGCUCACAAAUGGGCACAGAUGUAUUACUUUGCUUCAUUCAUAUUAAUUUUUCAAAUUGGAUGGGCAGCUGUGCAGAUUUCUCAUUUAAGUUUGAUACCGGAACUUGCAGAAGACCCACAUAUAAGAACACAUCUUACAGCUAUUAGAUUUGGAUUUACUGUAUUUUCUAAUUUAUUUGUCUAUAUUAUCACGUGGAUUGUGUUACAUAUUACUGGUGAAUGUGAUAAACAGCAAGUGGGUCCAGCUGAUGCUUGGAAGUUCCGACACAUUGUUUAUAUAGUACUUGGUGUGGGAACAGUAGCAUCUGUACUAUUCCACAUAUUUGUCUCUGAAGAAAGAGGUUUGAGACAACAACAACCAUUAAUUGAUUAUAAUGAUAAUAACAGAGUCCAUUUUAGUAUAUUCCGAAAGGGUAUAUUGUAUCAGGUAGCAAGUAUUUACAUGAGUACAAGACUUGUAGUCAACAUAUCUCAAGUGUUUAUCCCGUUAUAUUUACACAAGACAUUGGGUUUAGCGGCUAGAUCAUUAGCAGUGAUACCUCUAGCUAUGUACCUGGGUAGUCUGCUAGCCGCUGGGGCACAGAGAUUGGCUCCCAGAUCGUUUACCCGCAAACUGAAUUACUUGCUAGGAUCAGUAUGUUCUCUAGCUGCUUUUGUUUGGAUUUAUCUAGAUUCAGAUUAUGACUACAAAGUUUAUUAUAUUUAUGUUGUUGCGGUGCUCAUAGGUUUUGGUGGAUCUCAAAUGCUUGUAACAAGUCUGUCACUGACAGCUGAUCUGGUGGGUGACAGGACGGAGGCAUCAGCCUUUGUAUAUGGUCUUAUGAGCUUCACAGACAAACUAUCAUGUGGAGCUGUCAUUGCUAUUAUACAGUUGUAUGCGGAUGGUGCAAGUACUGAGUACUACCGCAGUGUGCUAUCCUGUGUGUGCGGGGGCGCCACUGUUCUAGGGCUUAUUUGUACACUAACAACGCCUAAGUUAACACCAGAUACUCAAAUUGCUAAUGAUAAUAAUCCAUCUAUCAAUACAAUUGAAGAAACAGGCCCACCAACGGAUUUGCUAUAAAUUAAUUGUAUCAAAAUACUUAAGCAUUAAGUGGCUGUUUCCACUUGGCAGUUAUCUGGCUGUCAUUUUGUAUAGCAAUCGCCACAGCACCAGUGGAAAUAGGUACUAAAUUGCACUGUUGUAGUUCAUUGCUAUAUUUCAAGUACUUACCACAUAUAAGAUGACAUAGGGAAUUGAAAAGCCUGAUACACACAUCUUCAGUUUAAAGCACAGUUUUAACAGAAUAGUCUGAGUGUUAAUUUAAAACUAAAGGAGUAUAGCUGGCUUAAUAUGUAAUUUACAAGGUUAAGUAGCAUCAACUUGUUUUAGUUGCUUUUGUGAUAUUAUAUGUUAAAAUAUUUCGAUUAUUUGCAAAGAUAUUAUUAAUUUAAAAUACAAUUAUACGUAAAUUAUUACAACA